CUGGUCCUCCCCUUCGUGCUGGACAUUGAAGAUUGGACUACUUCCCCGACGCGCCCUUAGCACUUAUUGCGGAUCCCGGAUUUCUCCUGCCCAUCUCUAUUACCCUGUGUCGGCUCCCUUGAUCUUCGCCGGGUACCUCCAGACCCCCAGGGCGGACGGAGUCGGGGCCCCUUCGAGAGUGUCCCUUCGGACCAAGCUGAACGCGCUAUGAGGCUGCAGGCGCUCGAUCUCCGGUUACUGGUGCUACUGUUGGUUUUUCUGCUUCAGCCUGUGCACGGGACUCCCAGGGCGCAGGACGUGAGCCUGGGCGUGGACUGGCUGACUCGCUAUGGCUACCUGCCGCCGGCUGAUCCUUCCCAAGCCCAGCUGCAGAGCCUUGAGAAGCUGGAGGAUGCGAUCAAAGUCAUGCAGAGAUUUGCCGGCCUGCCUGAGACAGGUCAAAUGGACACAGAAACAGUAGCUGCCAUGCAUAAGCCCCGCUGCUCCCUGCCUGAUAUUCUCGGGGCUGCUGGGCUGGUCAGGCGCCGACGUCGCUAUGCUCUGAGUGGCAGUGUAUGGAAGAAGCGCACCCUGACAUGGAGUAUCCAGUCCUUCCCUGAGAGCUACCAGUUGAGCCAGUCGACCGUGCGGGCCCUCAUGAGUUACGCCCUGGCUGUCUGGGCUGUUGAGUCAGGCCUUACCUUCCAGGAGGUGGAUUCUCAGCAUCAGGAGCCCGACAUCCUUAUCCAUUUCUCCCGGGGCUACCACCAAGACAGUUACCCCUUUGAUGGACCCGGUGGCACCCUGGCUCAUGCCUUCUUCCCUGGAGAGCACCCCAUCUCUGGAGACACUCACUUCGAUGAUGAGGAGACCUGGACUUUUGGGUCACAAGAUGGUGAAGGAACCGACCUGUUUGCAGUAGCAGUGCAUGAGUUUGGCCAUGCUCUAGGCCUUGGUCACUCUUCUGCUCCCGACUCCAUUAUGAGGCCCUUCUACCAGGGCCCAGUGGGUGACCCUGACAAAUACCGCUUGUCCCGAGAUGACCGUGAUGGAUUGCAGCAGCUCUAUGGGAAAGUGUCCCAUACCCCGUAUGAUAAGCCCACAAGGAAACCCUUGGCUCCACCUCCAGAGCCUCCAGCCUUGCCCCCUGACAGCCCCUCCACACCUGUGCCUGAUCGCUGUGAGGGCAAUUUUGAUGCUAUUGCCAAUAUCCGAGGGGAGACCUUCUUCUUCAAAGGCCCCUGGUUCUGGCGCCUCCAACCCUCAGGACAGCUGGUGUCGCCCCGACCAGCUCGGCUGCACCGCUUUUGGGAGGGGCUGCCCACCCACGUGAGGGUCAUCCAGGCUGCUUAUGCCCGACCCCUAGAUGGCCGAAUCAUCCUUUUCAGCGGCUCCCAGUUCUGGGUGUUCCAGGACCGACAGCUGGAGGGCGCAGCGCGGCCACUGGUAGAGUUUGGGCUUCCCCCGGGAGAAGAAGUGGAUGCUGUGUUUUCUUGGCCUCUCAAUGGCAAGACCUACCUGAUCCGAGGCCAGCAGUACUGGCGGUAUGACGAAGCGGCUGCCCGCCUAGACCCUGGCUACCCACGCGUCCUGAGUCACUGGGAGGGGGCGCCGUCCGCCCCAGACGACGUCACUGUCAGCAACACAGGUGACACCUACUUUUUCAAGGGCACUCUUUUCUGGCGCUUUGCGAAGGGCAGUGUCAAAUCUGAGUCGGAUUCCCCCCAGCCCAUGGGGCCCAAGUGGCUGGACUGCCCUGCCCCCAGCUAUGACCCUCAAGUCCCCAACCGCCCGAAAAUGACACCCAGAACCGGAACCUGUGAUUGUCAGUGCGAACUCAAUCAAGCCACAGGGCCGCUGUCAGUGACCCUCCUGCUGCCCCUCCUGCCCUUCCUGACUGGAGUUGUCUUUUCUUGCUAAAACCUGGUCCUUCCUAGCAGAUCAGCUUCCUAAACCGAAGAGCGUCUCUGGCAGCUGGACCUAGUGUAGGGUCGUGAGAUGCUGCAGAGUCUCACUGUCUGUUCCCACGGGGAAAUCAGGCUCACAGAGCUGGGCGGGUUCCUAGCAGAAGCCUGUGGACGCUUUGAUGGGGGGAUGGUGGUACCCAAGCCUGCUUGCUAUUAGGGCACAGG
Molecule: messenger RNA, 2111 nt
Organism: Microtus ochrogaster (prairie vole)
Lineage: Eukaryota; Metazoa; Chordata; Mammalia; Rodentia; Cricetidae
Gene: Mmp25
Product: matrix metallopeptidase 25
Biological process (GO): proteolysis; extracellular matrix organization; collagen catabolic process
Cellular component (GO): plasma membrane; extracellular matrix
Molecular function (GO): zinc ion binding; metalloendopeptidase activity
Source: RefSeq, a predicted model, not a curated record